This is a messenger RNA of Heteronotia binoei (common prickly gecko), 3145 nucleotides long. It is a transcript of the gene PGR, whose product is annotated as progesterone receptor. Lineage: Eukaryota; Metazoa; Chordata; Lepidosauria; Squamata; Gekkonidae. Gene Ontology annotation, cellular component: nucleus. Bases 1 to 2622 code for a protein of 873 amino acids. Gene Ontology annotation, biological process: regulation of DNA-templated transcription; steroid hormone receptor signaling pathway. The record is from RefSeq and is a predicted model, not a curated record. Gene Ontology annotation, molecular function: DNA-binding transcription factor activity; nuclear steroid receptor activity; zinc ion binding. The transcript has 8 exons.
AUGACAGAGAUGAAGGCCAAAGGGGACCCCAGGGCUCACGCCUCCUCCUCCUCCUCCUCCGAUCCCCGAGACGGCUCGCUCCUUUUGCGCGCCCCCCACCCCUCGGAGCUCGGCUCCUGCCGAAAGGGGACCGUCGAAGCGCUCGAUCUCUCCCUGGACGGGCUGCUGUAUCCCAAAAGCAGCGACGACGAGGACGAAGAGGAGGAGGAGGAGGAGGAGGAGGAAGAAGACGAGCCCAAGGCGUACCUCCCGGAGGAGGAGAGCGCGAAGGGUAACUCCUCCUCGAUCCGGGCCAGCUGCGGCUCCCCGGCGGACAAGGAUGCCUUGGACCGGGUCCUAGACACCUUCCUGGCCCCCUCGCCCUCCCCGGACAGCCCCUCCCGGCCCGCCUGGCCUUUCUUCGGCUCGGAGCUCGCCGACUUCCCCGGCGCGCUGAUGAACCGCCGCGGCCCCGACGGCAAAGCGGGAGGCGCCUCCGGCCACGCGGCUCCCCUGCUGCUGCCGCCGCCUUCCCCGACAGCCGCCCCUUCGCCCUGGAAGGCAGCGCGGGACGCCGACGGAGCCGCCUUCAGGAGCCCCCGAGGGAAGGAAGCGGCGCCCGCCGACGCAGCCAAGAGCGAGCCCGCCUUUGCGCCGCGGGAGCCUGACUUGGGGGCGGCCGCCUCCGGCAGCGGCAACAGCCUGGGGCCCGCCGCGCCGUCCGGGCGCGUCCCGGGGGCCGCCUCCUCCUCCUCCUCCUCGUCGUCCAACAACGCGGACUUCGUCAGCGUGCCCCUCCUGCCCCUCAACUCGGCCUACUUGGCCGCCAGGACUCGGCAGCUGCUGGACGUGGAGGAAUACGAGCUCGGCGGCCCCCCGCAGCAGCAGCAGCAGCGCCUGGCCUCGCCGCCCGCCUGCAGCCUGCCGCCCUUCGCCCCCUACGCCUACUCGCCCAAGGAGGGCCAGCAGCAGCAGCAGCCCCAGCCGCACUACUUGUUCGCCGCCGGCGACUUCCAGCCGGGCCUCAAGAUCAAAGAAGAGAGCCUGGCGGUGGCCCCCCCUCCGCAGCCCGGCGACGGCGGCGCCUAUUUCGGCGGGAAAAGCUCGCCGCUGGCCCUCGCCGUCCCCUGCGCAGACUACGCGCCCCCGCCGUCCAAAAGCGCGGGAAGUGGCGGGGGGCACCACGAGGCCUCCGCCUCCUCCUCUUCGCUGGAGUCCGUCCUCUACAAAGCGGAGGUCGCGGCAGCCGCAGCUGCCGCCGGUGCUGCGGCUGCCUCUUACGGCCCAGCGCCUUGCAAAGCCUCCGCCAGCUGCAUCGUGGCCAGGGACAGCCUCAGCCUGCCCUCAACCUCCAGCACGGCGCCUCCGGCCUUGUACCAGCCCCUGGCCUUCCACGGGCCGCCGCAGCUGGCCUUGCCGCCCACCGGCCUCAAAGACGGCUUCCCCCAACUCUACCCGCCUUAUCUGAGCUAUAUAAGGUCCGAUGUGGAAGCUGGCCAGAGCCCACAGUAUACUUUUGAAUCAUUGCCUCAAAAAAUAUGCCUCAUUUGUGGCGAUGAAGCCUCAGGAUGCCACUAUGGAGUUCUUACCUGUGGAAGCUGUAAGGUCUUCUUUAAGAGAGCGAUGGAAGGACAGCAUAACUAUUUAUGUGCCGGGCGGAAUGACUGUAUAGUUGAUAAAAUUCGCCGGAAGAACUGUCCUGCGUGUCGCUUGAGAAAGUGUUGUCAAGCUGGCAUGGUACUUGGAGGUCGAAAGUUUAAGAAGUUUAAUAAGGUCAAAGUUCUGAGAACAUUAGACGUUAUCGCACUCCAGCAGCCGGUGGCCCAUCCGACUGACAGCCAGGCCCUUGCUCAGCGUCUCUCCUUUUCGCCAAGCCAAGAGAUCCAGUAUAUUCCUCCGCUGGCCAGCAUCUUGCAAGGCAUCGAGCCGGAGGUGGUCUAUGCAGGCUACGACAACACGCAGCCAGAAACGCCGAGUGCUCUGCUGACUGGCCUCAAUCAGCUAUGUGAGAGGCAGCUUCUUUGUGUAGUCAAGUGGUCCAAGUCAUUACCAGGAUUCCGGAAUUUGCAUAUUGAUGACCAGAUAACCCUAAUCCAGUAUUCCUGGAUGAGCCUAAUGGUGUUUGCCAUGGGAUGGAGGUCUUAUAAGCACGUCAGUGGACAGAUGCUUUAUUUUGCUCCCGACCUAAUACUAAACGAACAGAGGAUGAAGGAAUCAUCAUUCUAUUCACAGUGCCUGUCUAUGUGGCAAAUCCCUCAGGAGUUUGUCAAGCUCCAAGUCUCUCAGGAGGAGUUCCUCUGCAUGAAAGCCUUACUUCUCCUUAGUACCAUUCCUUUGGAAGGUCUCCGAAGUCAAAACCAGUUUGAAGAAAUGAGAGCGAGCUACAUCAGAGAGCUGGUCAAGGCAAUCGGGUUGCGGCAGAAAGGAGUGGUAGCCAGUUCACAGCGAUUCUACCAGCUCACAAAAUUGAUGGACUCCAUGCAUGAUCUUGUUAAGCAGCUACACCUCUACUGUCUGAACACAUUUCUCCAGUCCCGGGCACUGAGCGUUGAAUUUCCCGAAAUGAUGUCAGAAGUCAUCGCAGCACAAUUGCCCAAGAUUCUUGCGGGAAUGGUGAAACCUCUUCUCUUUCACAAAAAGUGAAACAUCUCCCCCUGCCUGUCUUUCAUUUGUAGAGAUUUUUUUUUUAAAGAAAUGUGCAUUUCAGGAAUUUAUUUGUGGAGUUUUUAAAUUUUAUUUUUUUUUGGUCGGGAUUUUGCGGUGCCAGAAUAUUACAAUCUCUGCUCCACUUCACAAACCUACCAGUUCAUGUCUACAAAUGCUGCACAGUGUCCAUAUGGCAAACUUUUUUGAUUCCUUUGCAACUUUUUUAAAAGAAGAAAUCACGACCAAUGUUUGUCCUAAGAGAUGUUUUGUAAUAGGCCUGGUUGAAUCUCUCCUGAGGGAUGCACAAGAGAUCACGUUCAAUGUUUUUUUUUUUUUUUUUUAAAAGAGGCAGUUCCUUUGUACAUUUUUAUUCCUUCAUAUUAUUCAUUUUUAAAUUUUCCGCAAUGGGAAUGGAGUAAAGCUUUAGCUUUUAAUAGAUUAUUUUUGUGUGUGGCUGUAUGUGUAUAUGUAUAUAAACAUCAAAGAAUAUGGUGAUAUUAAAAUUCAGAUUGUCUUCUAA